Molecule: messenger RNA, 1417 nt
Organism: Medioppia subpectinata
Lineage: Eukaryota; Metazoa; Arthropoda; Arachnida; Sarcoptiformes; Oppiidae
Source: the annotation of a GenBank genome assembly
AUGUACAAUAUAUUAGAGAAACGGUGGCCAUCGGUAAAAUACUUUGAUUUAUACGGCGAGACAUUUGGUUACGAGAAGUACGUAAAGUUUCGCCACGAAGUGAUCGCUUUGGAGCCGAACGCCGACUACGAGAGCACCGGGCGGUGGAAACUGACCGCUCGGGACAACAACAACGGCGGCAAACUUACUGACUAUGUGUUUGACGGUGUGAUGGUCUGCACCGGACAUCACGUGCAGCCCAUGUCUCCCACAUUCAAAGACCAGCACCUAUUCAAUGGACAGGUAGUGCACACCCACUCAUACAAACGGCCCGAUCCGUACACUGACAAGAAGGUAGUAGUGGUGGGGAUCGGCAACUCUGGAGGGGACGCCGCCGUUGAACUGUCCACCGUUUCUGACAAGGUCUAUUUAUCAACCCGGACGGGCACUUGGAUAUCAUACCGCGUGGGCCCUAAUGGCAAACCAUUUGACAGUAGUUUCAUUAGGCGUUACAUAAACCUUGUCAUGUCGUUAGUGCCGUACUCUAUAGUCUGUGGGUUUAUGGAGUGGUACGUAAACAACCGGUUCGAUCACAGGGACUACCAGUUAAAGCCCAAACACCGGUUCCUAUCGCAACACAUUAUGGUCAACGACGCCCUCCCUAACCGUAUACUGUCCGGCACUGUCGCUGUUAAGGGCGAUAUCGACCGGUUCACCGCCAACGGCGUUAUUUUCAAAGGUGAAACCGAGGAAACCCCGUGCGAUGUUGUACUACUGGCCACCGGGUAUAGUGUGUCGUUCCCAUUCAUAUCCCAGGAUCUGAUACCCACCAAAAACAAUAAAGUAGAGCUGUAUAAGUACGUGUUCGCGCCCGAGUUGGCACAUCCCAAGACACUGGCCUUCAUAUCGCUGGCCCAACCCAUCGGCGCUCUGUUGCCCAUCGGGGAGAUGGAGAGCCGUUGGUUUGCCCAACUCAUGGCCGGCAAACAAUCGCUGCCCACCCGUCAGGCCAUGCGGGCCGACAUCGACGCCAAACGGCGGUUCAUGAAAAGGUUUUACGAGUCUGACAGACACACCAUUCAAGUGGAUUGGCUCGACUUCAUGGACGAGUUGGCCCAACAGGUGGGCGUUAAACCCCGACUGUUUAAAUACUUUUUCACUGACCCGGAGCUGUGGCGGGCGCUGGUGUUUGGCCCGUCACUGUCCUACCAGUACCGGCUCGAAGGUCCGCACUCGUGGUCCGGAGCCAGGGAUGCCAUACUGACUGUCGACGAGCGCAUAUCGUCCGCACUUAAGACCAAAUACCGGGACAGUCCUAAACGCCGGGGCCCUAAAAGCCUGGGCCAACUCACACGACUCAUUGGACUCAUUUGUUUUGUGAUUUUUGCAUAUCUAUUGAAUAUAAUCCUAUGAAUUAGUAAUUAAUUAUAAAUAAGGC